Messenger RNA from Spea bombifrons (plains spadefoot toad), 3599 nucleotides. RefSeq names its product transforming growth factor beta receptor associated protein 1 (gene TGFBRAP1). Gene Ontology annotation, cellular component: membrane; cytoplasm. NCBI's taxonomy places the organism in Eukaryota, Metazoa, Chordata, Amphibia, Anura, Pelobatidae. Gene Ontology annotation, biological process: intracellular protein transport; endosomal vesicle fusion; vesicle-mediated transport. The record is from RefSeq and is a predicted model, not a curated record. The coding region runs from base 187 to 2802 and encodes 871 amino acids. The transcript is spliced from 12 exons.
UUAUAGACUUUGCCAAGAUCAAAGAUGGCGGAGGUAGGUUCUCUCCCUAAAGUAAUCAUGUGACCCAAGCGCUGUCACAGCCACAAGUGUCGGAAACCCCGCCCCGGAUUGGGCACGUGACCCAGUGGAGGCCCGGGGCACCCAGAGCACAGCCAGGACGCCCUGGGGCUCUUUCUGCGUUUUGCCAUGAGCGUUCAGGCAUUUCGGCUGGUGUGUGCAUCUGGUAGGGAGGAGCUUCCGACAGGGGUUCAAAUUGAGUGCUUGGAGUGUAGUGGUCAUGAUCUGUACCUGGGUACCACUGACUGCUUUGUAUUCCAUUUGUUGUUGGUGGAAGAGAACAGCAUUGAUCCAGCUGGACUGUCCCUUAUCCAGCAGACAGAUCAUCCCAACACAAGUUUCACCAUCACUCGACAAGGUCAAAAACAACUUGGUUUGAAGAAGCCAGUGUGUGAAUUGAGGGCUGCUUCUGCCCUGGAUCGUCUGCUAGUGCUGUGUGAUAACACGAUCAUAUUACUGUGCAGUGAUACUCUUGAGCCCGUCCCUGGAACAAAGAUCCGAGGAGCUGUUAGCUUCACCCUCAAUGAGAAUCCAGUGAGUGGGGAUGCCUUCAGCGUGGAGGUUUGUCUGAUCUCCUCCAAGAGGCGCACAGUACAGAUCUUCAGUGUGGGUCAAGAGAAGGUACAACUGCUUAGGGAGGUUGCCACUCCAGAGCAGUCUUGUGCUAUAGCAGCUGAUGGUCACUUCCUUUGCUUGGCACUCAGCAGUCGUUACGUUACCCUUAACUAUAACACGGGACACUGCCAGGAUCUCUUUCCAUACCCCAGUGAACAGAAGAGGCCAAUUAUAAAACGCAUCUGCAGAGAGGAGUUCCUACUGGCCGGUCCAGGUGGAUUAGGCAUGUUUGCUACAGUAGCAGGAAUCUCCCAGCGUGCGCCUGUCCGCUGGUCAGAGAAUGUAAUUGGAGCGGCUGUCUCUUUUCCAUACGUCCUGGCUCUCGACGAAGAGUUCAUCACGGUGCACAGUAUAUUAGACCAGAAGCAGAAGCAGACGCUGCCCCUCAAAGAUGGCGUCAUCCUGCAGGAUUUUGAAGGAAGGGUGAUCGUAGCAACUAAUAGUUGGGUGUACAUUUUAAUUCCCUUGCCUUUGGAAAAACAGAUACAGGACCUCCUAUCAAGCCAGAGAGUAGAAGAAGCUUUGGUGUUGGCCAAAGGGGCUCGGCAGAACAUUCCAAAAGAAAAAUUCCAGGUUAUGUACAGAAGAAUCCUGCAGCAGGCUGGAUUUAUACAGUUUGCACAGCAACAGUUUCUAGAAGCAAAGGAGUUAUUCCGGAGCAGCCACCUUGAUAUCCGGGAACUAAUAUCGCUUUACCCUCUCCUGCUGCCUUCUUCGUCUUCAUUUAUCCGCACGCACCCACCGCUCCAUGAGUAUGCAGACCUCAACCAGCUUACUAGAGGAGACCAGGAGAAAGUAACCAAAUGCAAGCGCUUCCUCAUGAGCUACCUAAGUGAGAUCCGCAGCACGGAGGUGGCCAAUGGAUACCAGGAAGAUGUCGACACUGCAUUGUUAAAGCUGUAUGCGGAGGCCGACCAUGAGAGCCUCCUGGAUCUGCUAGUAUCAGACAAUGCUUGUGAACUGAUAGACAGUGCUGCCUGGUUGGAAAAGUACAACAAAUAUUUUGCUCUUGGGCUCUUAUAUCACUAUAACAAGCAGGAUGCUGCUGCACUUCAGAUAUGGGUUAGAAUUGUGAACGGUGAAGUGGAAGACAACACGCGCCCAGAUCUCUUUGAAUACAUCGUGGAUUUCCUGACUUUUUCAAAGGACCCGCAGCUGGUGUGGCAAUAUGCAGACUGGGUUUUACAGAAAAGUGAGCAGGUUGGUGUUCAAAUUUUUACCAAAAGGUCAUCAGAGGAAGAGCAUCAGAAUAGCUUCAGUCCAGAUAAAAUUGCAACAUAUCUGUGCAAGUAUCGACAUGCCUUGAUCAUGUACUUGGAACAUUUGGUCUUGGAGAAGAGAAUACAGAAGGAAAAGUAUCACACGCACCUGGCUGUCCUUUACGUAGAAGAAGUUCUGAGCCUUAAGUCGACGGACCCUUCAGAGCAGGCAGAGCUGGAGCAGCUGCGCACGAGACUUCAGAUCCUCCUGCGGCAAUCAAGCCUCUACAGGGUUCUCCUGCUAAUAGACAAAAUCAAAGGGACGGAUCUGCACUUGGAACGGGCUAUAUUGCAUGGAAAACUGGAAGAGCAUGAACAGGCUUUGGAGAUACUGGUUCAUCAUCUGAAAGACUUUGCUGCCGCUGAAAGCUAUUGUGUUUGGAACUCACAGGGCAAGGACAAACCCUAUCGCCAACACCUCUUCCAGCUCCUUCUGUCCAGCUACCUCAGUCCUCCCUCUCUAGACAAUUCACUUCUAGUGGCUGCUGUUGAUCUAUUAAAUAAUCACCCUACAGAAUUUGAUGCUGUCAACAUUCUGCGUUUACUGCCAGAAAACUGGUCGGUGCAGCUACUGUGUCCGUUCUUGGCCGGGGCCAUGAGAGAGCAUAUUCAUGCCAUAAGGAUGUCUCAGAUAGCCGUAGGGCUCGCAAGAGCAGAAAAUAUCAUUUACAAACAGCAAAAGCUAAGUAUGAAGGAAAAGCCUGUGGUUCUUUCCGAGAAGAAGUUCUGCCACGUGUGUCGAAAUCCCUUCCAAGAGCCGGUGUUUGUCAAAACCCCUGAUUGCCAUAUUAUGCAUACACAUUGUGCAACGAAUCAGCACGCGAACAGUAGCCUUUCUGGUCACCUGCCCAAUCCUAGCAAACGAACAUGAAAUAAGGUUCUGGACCCAACGGUGCCUGCAUUAUCUCUCUGUGACCAGGUGUACAUCCAUCUGAGGUGGAUGCUAAGGGGUUUGAUGGCCCUAGUUCAGUUUAAUGUAAAAACUGCAAUUAUCAGUGGAUGUGAGGUCAUGAUCGGUUGCUUCGUAGAACAUUCACUCUGAAACUGCCACAAUGAAGAUUAACCGGGUGAUUGUAAGACGAACGCAGUUCCUUCCGUGAUUGCAAAGCAUCUUCUCCGGUGGUAACAUACAAGUGGGGAACGGAGCUUUUUGCAUUUUUUAAAAGAUAUUUGCACUGAUGCUCUUUUUCAUAUAAUGUGACGGGGCAAUGCAAGAAGCAUAUUCAUGUUCUGAAUACAAAUAUAGGAGUCACAGUCUGGUUUGGGGAUGAGUGACAGAUGUCAUGGAGACCCUUCUCUCUUGGUCUAACAAAUCAUGAAUGAUUCAAUGUCAAUGUUUUCCUGAGUAGAUUGAGCUGUGUUAAUACACUGUAUGUGAUCAGAAGCUCUACUUAUUGUAGUAACUUUAUACCAAGGAACAAUUAUUCGUCUUUAUACUCUCGUGGACUAUACCUUUAGCACUAUUUUUUUCCACCAGAAAAAAUGAGCAGACAUUUAAUGUAUCUUAUUCCCUUUUCACUCAUACAACACGAUAAAUUAGUAUUAUAUUAUGACCAGAUCUUACGAAAACAUGAUUUCAGGCUAUUAAUGACGUUCUUCUGUUUUAAUUUUUUUCCCUCAUUCAUGCCACUUUUCUGUCUUUAAUGUGAAGUAAAACAGUUUAUUCCA